Hordeum vulgare subsp. vulgare (domesticated barley) is the source of this 1160-nucleotide messenger RNA. RefSeq names its product homeobox-leucine zipper protein HOX12-like. The transcript has 3 exons. Gene Ontology annotation, molecular function: DNA-binding transcription factor activity, RNA polymerase II-specific; sequence-specific DNA binding. The record is from RefSeq and is a predicted model, not a curated record. NCBI's taxonomy places the organism in Eukaryota, Viridiplantae, Streptophyta, Magnoliopsida, Poales, Poaceae. Gene Ontology annotation, biological process: positive regulation of DNA-templated transcription. Gene Ontology annotation, cellular component: nucleus. Bases 206 to 895 code for a protein of 229 amino acids.
GGCUCACAGACUCGGACACCGGUCGCUCAACAGCACGGCAUCUCUGCACUCGCCCCUCGAAAUAUAUAUCCCAAUUAAGCUCCAAAGCCCAAAGCAUCGAUCAGAGCCGAUCAAAUAUAGUAGUAUUUCUUGAGCACUGCUAGCUAGCUAGAUAGAUAGAAGUAUUCUCUCGUGUUGCAGUUAGCUUGCUUGCUUUACUGGAAAGAUGAGCCCCGAGGAGGGAGAGAGGCUCCUGUUCCCUUCCUUCGUCUUCCCGGACAGCUUCCCGGCGGACGACGCCGCACCAGUCGUCUCCGGCGAAGAGCAGAAGAAGGCCGGCCGGCAGCGAAGGAGGCGGAGGGCGAGGCAGGCGGCGGCAGGCGGAGAGGGUGGAGGGGACGAUGCGGCCAAGAAGCGGCGGCUGAGCGACGAGCAGGCGAAGUUUCUGGAGAUGAGCUUCAGGAAGGAGCGUAAGCUCGAGACGCCGCGCAAGGUGCAGCUCGCCGCGGAGCUGGGCCUCGACACCAAGCAGGUCGCCGUGUGGUUCCAGAACCGCCGCGCCCGCUACAAGAGCAAGCUCAUCGAGGAGGAGUUCAACAAGCUCCGGGCCGCCCACGACGCCGUCGUCGUGCGCAACUGCCACCUCGAGGCCGAGCUGCUGAGGCUGAAGGAGAGGCUGGCGGAGACGGAGGAGGAGAAGAACAAGGCCAUGGCGGCGGUGGCGACAGCGGGCGGCAGCAGCCCGAGCUCGUCGUCCUUCUCGACGGUGACGGCAAUGGUGGGAGGACAGCAGUUCGGGAUGGAGGAGGCGGAGGCCGACUUCACCUACAUGAGCGAGUACGCCUACACCAACUACAUGAUGGACUUGGCUGCAGCCGGCGGCUACCUCGGAGGGGCGUACGAUCAGUUCAGCUGAUCUGGAAAGACAGUGCUGCUCCAGUAGUUAAUUUACAACCAUGAUCAAUCAGUGUUAAUUAAUUAAUCAGCCGGGAUUGCGGGGUAAUCGUAUGCACGGUAGUAGAAUCUUAGUAUUAAUUGGUGGUAGUGUCAAAUAUGGGUCCAUGGAUGCCCUAACGGAGAAUCUUAUUAGUGUUUGCCAAGCCAUGUACAUUAUGAACUGGUGGUAAUCUUUGUAAGUAAGUACUCCCUCCGUUCCUAAAUAUAAGUCUUUUAAGAGAUUU